CAAAAAAGAUGGCAACGAUUGCUGACUGCUGUCCAGAGGAUUUAUUGCGAAAAUGGCGCAUUAUGUGAUAUUUCCACAUAAUUUAUUUAUUAUAAGUGAAAAUAUGUGCAGUGCAGUUUUGUGAUAGUGUGUUUAAAUACAUAAAUGACAGUGUCUGAAGUGUGUAAAUAGAACUUCACCUUUCUACAGGAUAUUGGAUUACAUAUAAAAUAAAGCCAAAAUGGUGGUCGGGGAGAACAAACGUUCGACGAACAUCAUGGACGGUAUCGAGAAUACCGGGGACGUGCGGCUACACGACCACAGACUGCGUCUAAAACAGAGAUUUGACAUAGUAAGAAAAUUAGGACAGGGGACGUACGGGAAGGUGCAGCUAGGUAUUAACAAGAAGACGGGGCAGGAGGUCGCGAUCAAGACCAUCAAGAAGUGUAAGAUAGAGACAGAGGCGGACUUGGUGCGCAUUCGGCGCGAGGUGCAGAUCAUGUCUUCCGUGAGGCAUCCCAAUAUUGUACAUAUUUAUGAAGUAUUUGAAAAUAGUGAGAAAAUGAUUCUUGUAAUGGAGUACUGUUCCGGAGGGGAGCUGUACGACUACCUUAGUCAGAAAAAAGUAUUAGAAGAAGAAGAAGCUAGGAGGUUAUUUCGCCAAAUAGCGACCGCAGUAUACUAUUGCCAUAUACAUAAGAUAUGCCACAGAGAUUUAAAGUUAGAAAACGUGUUGUUAGACGACACGGGUAGUGCUAAGAUAGCAGACUUCGGUCUGUCGAACGUGUUCAAAGAGACGUCGCUACUGUCGACGUUUUGCGGGUCGCCGCUGUACGCGUCGCCGGAAAUUGUCAAAGGAACGCCGUAUAUAGGACCCGAGGUGGACUGUUGGUCUCUGGGUGUGUUGCUGUAUACUCUAGUCUACGGCGCGAUGCCGUUCGAUGGAUCCAACUUCAAGCGUCUAGUCCGACAAAUCAGCAACGGAGAUUACUAUGAACCCAAAAAUCCUUCAACCGCGUCGCCGCUGAUCCGCGACAUGCUGACGGUGGACCCGCUGAAACGUGCCGACAUCGCGUACAUCUGUGAUCAUCCUUGGGUGAACGGCGGUUGCGAGACGUCGUGCCUGGAGGUGGCGGAGGCGCUGGCGGCCGAGACGCCGGUGCGGCUCGACCUGCUGCUGUCGCUCGCGCCCGCCGCGCCCUCACACUCCAACAGCGUGCUCGUGCCCGACCAGAACGAGCUGGGGCCGGAGGAGAGCUGCACGGACCUGACCAGCUCCGCGUCCAUGCCGGUGGAGCCCAGCAACUCCGCAGAGAAGAGGAUACUCGAGCUAGUGGCGGAGGGCGGCGAAGAUGCCAUCAAGCCGUCGCCGACGCGCACGCUGGUGGCGGCCGGCGACUACAAGCGCAAGCUCGACGCCGCCGUGUCCAACAGCGGCCUCGUGCGCAAGAAGGAGCGCGUCGCCAGUUCGGUCAGCGUCCCUCCUUUGUCUCCAGCGCUGCCUGAAGAGGACGCGAAACUGGACUCGCCCCCCACUGACGAGUACCAAGAAACCGAACCCCCGCUGACUCUCAAGUCUUCGGCCACAAUAACUAUAGCGCCCACGCCGGAACCCGCGCCGGAACCACCCAAGGAACCCGAACCCAAAGUGGAACCCAAAGAAGAAAAGCCAAAAGAAACCCCAAGACCAAAAUUAGUUAUCAAGAAGAAAACCUCCCCUACAAAAUCUGAAGAGAAAUCGCCGGAGAAGCUAGAGUCACCGAAGAUUGAUGAAUCCAAAACUAAUUCGGUAUCGUCUACGGCGGAGAAGCUGACUUCGUUGUCGUUGGCGCAGCCCGCCGCGACCACGCCUACCAAGCCCAAGAAGCUGUCUAUUGGUGGACAUGUCGGCAGUUUCAAAGAACAGUUCGAGAGGCGCGCCUCGCUCACGACAUCGCCAGAAAUCAAAAGAAACAUAUCAAAACCUGUGGUGUCUAAGAUCGCGAAGCCCAAAGCCCAGAGCGAGGACCGCGAGUUGCGCGCGCGCUCGCCCGAGUACGGCGCCGUGCGUCUCCAGCAGAUUGGCAUCGAACCAUCGCCGACGCCACCGGAAGAGAACAACAGGCGGAUGGACGGUGGCGUCAAGAAGACGGAGAGCGAGCCGUCCAACUCCAGCACCACGGUCGACCCGUCCGUCCUGCUGCAGGACGCUCGAAGGAGUCUUCAGAACUCGAUGGCGAAGCUGGUAGAGGAGCGAGCGGGCGAGGACAGCCGCCGCCGCGCCGCGCGCGACAUCAUAUCAUCCGCCAUACGGACAGGCAAGCCCCCAGUGCCAUACGGUCGGUCGUCGUCUGCGGGCGUGGCGACGGCGUCGCUACAGUCCCCGCCCCCGGCCACGACCCCAGCCGCGCCCGCCCCCGCACCCCGCGUUUUCCGCACAGAGGCCCAUCACAAGGUUGAGGAUCAUCGCAACAGAGGUGUAUCGGUGGAGCGCAUUAUACCUAUACACCUGGCGGGCGAAGAGCCGACCACGCCCAAGACCACGCCCACAUCGCCGCCGAAGUUUACGCCCGCCGCCACGCCCCCACCUCCCGCCGCCGCCGCCACCGUCACCGCCGCCAGGCAGUCGCAGACGCCGAUCAGGCGACUCACAUCAAACGAGUCGUCGGCCGGUGACGCGUCUCCUGGCGAGCCGAUCAAGAAGUCGGCGCGCGAGUUCAUCAUACCCAUUGCGGUGGAAGGCAAGGGCUACGUCACGCCGCGCCAGCGCAGCCUCGAGCCCGAGCACGCGCCGCACUCGCCGCUCGCUACGUCGCGACUCGCACGCAAACCGCGUCGCAUCAGCAGCCUUGUAAGCGGCGGCGAAUCAGAAGAGGAGGAGGAGUCGCCCAUGCACCGGCUGCGGUCGGCCCGCUCGCGGCCCGCGCGCGCCGACUCCGUCAGCUCCGGCGAGGACGACGAGGAGGACGAGGGCUUCCACCUGCUCACCGCCGAGAACCUGUUCUCUACCCUGCUGCAUCGGGUCCGCGCGCUAACAAAUCGUCUCAACGGCGAGGAGGGUCCCGGCUUCCAGCAUCCACACUCUCUGUUCAACAACCUGCAGUCGCCGUUCUUUAACAGCGCACACUUACCCCGGAGGAAUCUAUUCACACAUUCGAGUAGGGAAACAACGAGAAGUAUCUCGGAGACGCGCGAGGGGUGGGGCUCGCGCGACAUGGGCGCGCCCUUCGACUCCAUGUUCAAGUCCCGCCAGCAGAUGCCGCGAGGUAGCAUCAAGAGAAGCGGCAAGCACCAACCGAGAGAGCCACCGACGGACGAAGAGAGCGCCGGACUAGAUCUAUCCGAUUUGGACCUGAACUCGAUCGAGUUUUCGGAGCGCGAGAUGGCGGCGCUGUCGGGGCUGACGCCGGCGCUGUCGCGGCGCCUGCAGCAGCAGCUGCUGGCGCAUCUGCCGCCGCGCGCCGCCCGCCGCCUGCGCCGCACGCUCUCGCUGCACGCCGACCAGCCGCCCGCCGCGCCCGCCGCACCCGCCGCCCCCGCCGCAUCCGCCUCGUCCUCCGCCGGGGAAGCCGGCCCUCUCGCAGACGACCUUACCGACGAUCGAUCUGCCCCAGAACGUUCGAGAUCCGAGGAAACAUCAAACGUACCGACUUCACAAUUCUUCACCCUGCCUCGUCUAAAGCGAAGAACGGCACCGGUACAGUGCGUCACGCCCACCCCGAGCGAGGAUGUCGUGAGCGAACUUUCGCCGGAGACCCAAACGAGAAAACUAGUGCGCGAGCUUUCGUCGGAACCCAAAGAACCGGACGUGCGGGGCGGCAGCGUGCGAAACACACCCGACCGGCCUCUGCUCAGUAAAUAUUUAACGCCAGAAAGAAAUAUAUCUCUAGACGACUAUUCCUCCGAUGGCGGCAGCAUACUAUCCGAACCCAGUUACAUCAUGGCUUACGGCUCCCCAUUAAAAAAUUCUAACCCUAGCUUCAGACGGCACUCUCUUCGAUUGAGUGUGGAUCAACCGAGAAAACGUAUUUCUAGAUUUUUGCGACCAGAUUUCUUUGAUCCUCCGGCGGAAGAGAGUUUCGUAGCCAAACAUAAGAAAGAAAAGGAAUUGGAAACACAAAAAAUCCUCAAAGAGAUCAGGGAGAAGAAGAACAGAGUUCUCGAACCGGAAUCUUUAUCUCCAGAAAUUAAAAAUGAAAAUACAUUCAGGGACGAUUACCUGCCUGUAAGAAAGUGUCUUUCACCAAUUAGCAGUAUAGUUAAUAGAGAGCGGAGUCGAUCAACUACACCAUACUCUCCGAUCCUCGACAAUAUUAAAGAGACGAACUUAGAUAAUUCCUAUAUAGGAACAAAGAAAAGCGUCAGUCUAGAUCGAAACGGUUCUUUGAUCCCCUCUAAAAAUGACAAUGUCCAAAGUAAAGAAACAAAAUUGACAAGACCAAAAAGCUAUCCCGUUAAGAACUUUGAAACUUUUGAGGAUACUAAAGAUGCUUCCGUAGAAUAUGGAGCUUCAACUAUAGAAAAGGAAGUGGAUGAAAAUAAGGUGGCACUAAAGGAGUCGAGAUUAAUACGCCCUAAAAGCUAUCCAACAAGUAAUCCUUCUUCAGAAAAAAUGACACUUUGCCGCAAUGUUAAAAACGAUGAAGUUAAAAGCGAUGAAUUUAAAAACUCAAUGUACACUAAUGGUACGGAAAGGCAAGUAACUAGUAGCGCUGAUAAAAAACCUGACGUCGAAGUCAAUUUUAGCAUUACUUUGCCAAAGAGAAAACCUAAAACAUCGAACUCUGAGAUAAGUAAUAAAAUAGAAAAAUCAUCAAAUCAAAAUUCAUCUUUGCUAUUAGAGCACGAUAAAGACACUAGUUCUACCCUAUCUAUUAAAAGAUAUCAAGUAGUGAAUGGAAUUAACUCAAGUCCGGUUGACGUUAAAUGUGAAAAUACAGUCGAUCAUGAUGUUGUUAAAAAUAAAGAAUCUCAACCACUGUCAGCAGAUCAAAAAACGAACGUUCCUGCUGUUGCUAAAAACGAAAUUUUGAAAUCGAAUACAACGAAUCUCGAAACAAAUGACAAAAAAGCUACAGUUAAAAAGAAGAUUAUUAAAAAAGUUACUGCACGAUCAAAGACUGAUUUAGAUACCAAUCCAUCUUCUAAUGAGUCUGUCGCAACAGAGAAGAAAAAGGUCACAAAGAAAAUAAAAGAAAAAGCGACAGAAGAUAGUUGUAAAUCAUCAAGCGCCACGAAAAAGAAAUCUGUUUUACAAUCGAUUGGACAUAAAUUAGAAAGAUUUGCUACAUCAAAAUCAAAUUCACCCGACAAGUUAACACAAGAAAGUGUUGAUACAAGUGAAAGUAAAAAAGUGUCAAAAUUUAAUAGAACACAGCGAGAAAACUCUGUUCCAGUAAAUACUGAUCCUCCGACCGAAUCAAACUUGAUUAAAAGAGCUGUAACGAUAACCGAUGUAGCUGCCUUAGAUAGCCCGGCUACUAAUAAUAAUCAAAAUAAAACGGCUGUAUCGAAAGUAUUGGGUUUGUUCAAGAAAUUUGAACCUAAGGAAAAGAAUUUAAAAAUUUCUUUAGAGAAAUUACAAAAUGAAACUUCCGAGGCUACUACAAAAGUAAGUAAUGUAGGUGACUUAAAUAUAGAAAACGGAAAAGAUAAACUAAAAAGACCGACUUCUCUGUUACUCAAUGGAUUAGGUCGCAAGAAUCGAUUAAAUAAAAACACGAAUAACGGUACGUCAGAAAGUACGGAAAAAGAGUCAGGAGAUAGCAUAAAAGACACAAAAGACGAAAUAAAGAACGUAAGAAAUUCACUAAAAUUAGAUUUUUCGAGAUUGCCAAGAGUUAAAAAAAUAGUUCCUACGAAUCCUGUGAUAGAACCGCUAAUCAUGAACGUUUCCGAUACUGAUAAAGAUUGUAACUUAAAUGAUAAUUAUAAAACUAAGGCCAGUAACUUAGAAAAUAGCACCAUCGAUGUUCCCGAUUCACUGAGUCGCAGUAGAUCUAGGAGCCGAUCGACGUUUUCUAAUUCGGACGUUAAAUCGGAAGGAAACGCCGCGGAUCUCAGAGAUAAAUAUUUCUCGCCCGAUUCCUCUCUAUACCAUCUACCAGUAAGAAAUCGCGAAUCUUUGACACCGGAAAAGGAAGAUUUGGCCGAGAGAAUACGGCGAAAAAGCUUCUAUUCCAGAUUCAACGAAAGGAAGCAGCGUCGGAAAAGCAACCUCGUCGGCCCCGGUGCCACGGAAUACGAUCCACUCGCAAGGAUACACUCGGCGGGAUCCGAUCACAAAUACGAUAUUUCGCCCACUUCGCCGAACACGUACGAUCUGUCGCCCGGGUUCUCGGUCGCAUCCGACGCAUCCCCCUCCACCGACCGAUACAAAAGCUUAUUCGGUGACGUAUCCAGCACUAAAGCCAAUUCGAGAUACGAUAGCCUGAACGAUAAAAUAGACACGUAUCGCUCCCUCGAUCGAAACGAAUUCAGGAAAUAUCCGGGUAGUCGAAGCUACUACGAUUACGAUCAAACAUCGACAUAUAUUCCCCAUCGGUACUCCAGAACGAAAUCGUUAUUCGACAGUUGCGAGAGCGAGGACCAGGGAAGCCUGUCGAGGGAGCCUCAUAAAUACAAUCGCACCAAUUCGCUUUACACGCCCGGUAACUACGCAACUUACAGGCCAAAAAGAACUCGAAACUCGGCUAUCAUACUCAAGGAGAGCGAAAAAGAACCGAGCCCAGAAAAUAUUCUAGAUAAAAUAAGACAGAGAAAGAUUUCGAUCAGCGUGACGCGAAAAUCGGACCCCGAAAAGGAAACAUUGCAGAGAUCCCCUGGCCCACCUAAAGGCGAAGGCGACAGUUCAGAACGCGUUGAAAAAGUUGACUGAAAAACGCUAAUCUAUUAUCAUGGAAACUUACUUGUGAUUAAGCAUUUUUGUCAAAAAAUAUUUUAUGAGUACCACUUAAAGCCCGCAGUGAACCCGAAUCCCACAUAUUUUUAUAAUAACGAAUCUCGAUCACUUUUUAUACGUCAACGAUGCGAACGUUAUUCUUGCCAAUGACUCGGUGUUUAUGUAGUUUUAGGACAUCGACUGAAAUAUGAGUGUCAAAGUUCUUAGAAAGGCGCGAGACGCUAAGUGAAUAAGAUGCGCGCGGAGUCGAUAUUAUUAAGUUACGUAUUUAACAAUAAUUUUAAUAAUGUAAUAUUUUAUGAAGUAUUUAUGUUGCGGUGUUGAAAGGUGUCGUCGGUGUAGAUGAUGGAGAAUUGAUCUUCGUGCCUUGUGUCGUGUAUGCGAUAGGAAUUGGUGUUGAAAUAUUGAGGACUACCUGAGCAACACUAGUUUUUGCGUGCUGCACAAAAUAUAUUUAUCAGUAUAUAUUUUAUUUUAACGAAUUAGUCAAUACCGAUGGUUUCUGCUACGCUAAGUCAACUUUACGUAUAGACAGUAAUCGAAUAGUGUUCAAUUCUUAGUCGCGUUGUAACAUUAAUCGAAAGAAUGGUGCUUCGUUGAAGGUAUAAGUAGUAACUAGUGACUCGUAUUUACGUAACCUGACGAAUCGCUCGCGACUUGCGAGUUGCGAUCGAUAAAAUAUGUUUUUAUUAAUGUAAAGAAAUCUAUUAUAUUUUGUUAACGGUACAUUAGAGUUUAAAACGAAACGGUUGCAAUAAUUUGUUUUAUCGCCAUUUUAUUAUUAUAGAUCUGUAGAGUACCAGACGUUAGCGGAAAGCUGAGUAGCACAUAUUUUAUGAAAUUAUAUUUAACCCUCGGUUGGUCGCGCUUUUAA
This is a messenger RNA of Aricia agestis (brown argus), 7733 nucleotides long. It is a transcript of the gene Nuak1, whose product is annotated as serine/threonine-protein kinase MARK2. The record is from RefSeq and is a predicted model, not a curated record. The coding region runs from base 221 to 6835 and encodes 2204 amino acids. Gene Ontology annotation, biological process: protein phosphorylation; intracellular signal transduction; microtubule cytoskeleton organization. The transcript is spliced from 28 exons. Gene Ontology annotation, molecular function: tau-protein kinase activity; protein serine/threonine kinase activity; ATP binding. Gene Ontology annotation, cellular component: cytoplasm. NCBI's taxonomy places the organism in Eukaryota, Metazoa, Arthropoda, Insecta, Lepidoptera, Lycaenidae.